Effrenium voratum is the source of this 618-nucleotide messenger RNA. The record is from the annotation of a GenBank genome assembly. Lineage: Eukaryota; Dinophyceae; Suessiales; Symbiodiniaceae.
AUGGAGCUGCCUCCAGACUUUGUCCUGCCGGACAACUUCGUGGGCACCGCCAAGGCCACGGCGGCUUCACGCCUGGAGGGCCAAGACCGGUGCGCGGUGGUCCACGAGGAGUUGAGGCGGCUCUUUUCGAAGGGUUCCAAAGCAGCGGCGAAGCCCAAGGCGCGGUCCUCCAGAGACGACGCUCCAGCGCUUCCGGCGGUUGCGGCGGCGGCAAGGCCCCCGCGGCCCGCGCCGUUGGAGGAGAGCUCCACGUGGUCCUCCCGGAAGUCGUCCUUCGCGCCUGAGCGCAGGCCGUCGAAGCCGCCCACGCCGCUGUGUGCUGCCCUGACUCUGUCGUCAGAGGAGCAGCGGGGCUUGGCGCAGGAAUACCAGCUGCGCUCGGAGAGGCCCUGGAGCCAGGAGGAGGAGAACCGUGAGCUGCGGCGGCAGCUGAUGAAGAUGGGCAUCAACGAGGCCCGGCCUCACUUCGAGAGCCUUGCUGCGGAGAACCACUGGCUGCGCCGGCAGGUGACCGCGAAGCUCCUGAAGGCCUGGCUCUCCGAGGGCCCCAGCGGCGCAUCCACCAGGGUCCCGACACCGUCGAGUUGGACGGGCUCAGAGAGCAAGAGCCGAGGCUGA